Messenger RNA from Gavialis gangeticus (Gharial), 2693 nucleotides. It is a transcript of the gene R3HCC1, whose product is annotated as R3H domain and coiled-coil containing 1. The record is from RefSeq and is a predicted model, not a curated record. The transcript has 8 exons. Bases 1 to 2004 code for a protein of 667 amino acids. Gene Ontology annotation, molecular function: nucleic acid binding. Lineage: Eukaryota; Metazoa; Chordata; Crocodylia; Gavialidae.
AUGGGGGCGGUGCGGGCCGGGGCCAGGCGCGUUGAUCGCGGCGUGCGCCCCCGCAGGGCUCUGCCCGCCGCCGCCCUGGCGCUGCACUGCGUGGACGGGGUCUUCCUCUCCCCCAGCGAGAACGACUUCGUGAGCCGGGUGGCCGAGGAGCUGGAGCUCUUCCUGCUGCAGAGCCAGCACGAGAGGGUCCUGCUGUUCCCGCCCUUGUCCAGCCGCCUCCGCUACCUGAUCCACAGGACCGCGGACAACGUCGACUUGUUGAGCAGCUUCUCCGUUGGGGAAGGCUGGAAGAGGAGGACGGUUAUCUGCCACUCAGCCAUACGGUUGCCUGAUGAGGCUGGCGAUCAAAAUGGCUCCUGCAGCAGCACAUCAAGAUCCCACCGCCCUCUCCAGUCAAGAGGCAGGGGAGGCCGGGCCGCAGGGCUGCGCCAUGCAGAAAUGCCUGCUGAUGGCUCUCGAACCAACCGAGGAACUGGCAGGACCAGGAGGCAGCCCCGGAGGAAGCCAGAUAAAGCUCUGUAUGUCCCUAGAGCAAUGCGCAAGAAACAGGAGGAAUGGAAAGAUGAAGCACUGGCAGCACCUGCAUCUGAGCCAGGAGUUGAGGUGCAAGAGGAGGGGAACUCUCUUGAAAGCACACCUGAACAGGCCGCUGAUGAGCUAGCAAGCUGUGAAAGCAUCGUAGGUCCCAGCCAGGAAGUGGACAUUACCCCUCCGGCCCCUGACAAGAAACUCUCUGAAGUCCAGGUGCCUUGUGAGAUGCAUGAAGAGCAAGCAAUGAGUGAAAUCAGGGAUGAGGAAAGUAGCAAGUGUCCAGUGAAUUGUUUGGACACCCCUGUAAUGGAACAUAUUAAGAACUCAGCAGUACUGGAAGGUCAGGAGAACAGCUCUGCAAGUACCACUGUACUGGAGUGCAGCAAAAAGCUAUGCCAGCCAGAAGAUCAAGAUGGAGACCCUGUGGACUGCAGUGUAUCAGGGUAUAGUAAAAACUCAGUCCUGUCAGGAAGCCAAACUAAAGAUUGUACUGUAGCAGAGGGCAGCAAAGCCUCCUCAGUACCGGAAAACCAGGAUCAUGGUGCCACUAUAUUGGACAGUGAAAAUCUACCCCUGCUGGCAGAUCCUAAUAAGGACUAUGUGGAGGCCACCAUGCUGGGUCACAACAAGAACUUGUCUGAAUUGGAAGGCCAGGAUAAAGACUGUACAGGUGCUGCCACAUUGGAAUAUAGCCAGCACUUAAGUCUUCUGGAAGAUCAGAUGGAUGCCUCUGUACCAGAGCAUGGUGAAAACCCAUCCGUAUUUGAUGAACAGGAUAAGUCCUCCAUGGAUAAUUCUGAACCAGAUCAUGGCAAAAAGGAACCCUUGCCAGAAAAGCAGGAUAAGAACUGUACAGUCUUGGCUGGCACGCUAUGGGCUGAAUUGGAAUUGUCUGCCGGAGAUAAAAGCAUGACAAAUUCACCAGGUAGCGAGCAGGAAGAGCGCUGCUUCGAGGAUGAGUGCAGUGCUGAGCUCUUGGAAGAGAUUGCAGCAUACUUAACUGUGAAGGACAUCAGCAUUGAGAAGAUUCAGUUUGAUUACUCUAGCUAUGGUGAUGCACAGAUCAAUGAGGGACACUUUGGUCACGUGAUAGAGAUCUACGACUUCUUGCCAUCUCUGAAAACGGAUCAUUUGAUGGAAGCAUUUUCCGAGUUCCAUGAGAGUGGUUUCAAAAUUCAGUGGGUUGAUGAUACGCACGCUCUGGGUAUCUUCUCCAGUCUGGCAGCAGCAUCUCAGGCCCUGGGACAGACCUAUGCAACUUUAAAGAUCCGACCGUUGAUCCACGGGACAAGACAGUCUAAAAUCAAGGCACUUCAGCGACCAAAGCUUCUUCAGCUUGCUAAAGAGAGACCCCAGACAGACACAGCAGUGGCUAGAAGGCUGGUGACAAGGGCAUUGGGACUACAGCACAAGAAGCAGCGGGCCCCUGGCAGUGAAGUGUUACAGCCAGAGAACGUGGACCAGGAAGAGUGAGCCAGAUGAGUGCGUCUCUGCUAUUAAACUGCAUGCAGAACAGUGAGUUGUCAUUAGGACAUUCUUCUGUGGGUUAGUGUGGUGUUUUCUUUCUAAGUUGGCAAGGGAAAAGUUUACUAUUUUUGAGAUGUCCAACUCCCUCGUUGCAUUCUGGGAACCAGGCCUUUUAGGAUUUUCAGUGUGCUACAGCAGUAUGGGCACAAGGGCCACCACUGCUCUUCAUCACGGAGAGCAUCGUAUCCUGUCCCCCAGCAGCCAACAGCCUCCCAAAGCAGCUCUUACCCAUUUGGGCUUGAUUGUCAACACACUUAUCACGGGGCUGGGCCCCUUGCAUGAGCAGAGCAGGGAUUGCCCAAGCCUCCCAGAGGUGGUCUGCACUGAAUCCAUCCUUAACUCAUGCCAGGGGAUCUCUGGCCACUAAGUUAGUUCUAUACAUGUAAAACGACAGUAAGAGCUGCUCUGGAAAGAAGAUGGAGAGGGACAGGAGGAAUGUCUUUGGCCAAAUCUUGACCUUAAGCAAAAGACACAGAGCAACACACUUGCAGGAGUCGAUAUCUAUUUAAUGUUUGCUUAAGUUGUAAAGCUGUUUUUUCCUUUGUUUAAAAUAAAGUUAUACCACAAAACUGAUGAGCAGCAAAUGCAUGGAGAACCUUCAUUUUUUAUAUAAAAUACAGUGUAUUUAACCAGCA